Molecule: messenger RNA, 216 nt
Organism: Plasmopara halstedii
Lineage: Eukaryota; Oomycota; Peronosporomycetes; Peronosporales; Peronosporaceae
Product: protein translocase sec61 complex gamma archaeal and eukaryotic
Exons: 2
Coding region: 1-216 (71 amino acids)
Biological process (GO): post-translational protein targeting to membrane, translocation; protein targeting
Cellular component (GO): membrane; Ssh1 translocon complex
Molecular function (GO): transmembrane protein transporter activity
Source: RefSeq, a predicted model, not a curated record
AUGUCUGACAUCAACGCGCUCGUACUCCAGCCAUUAAAUCAGUUUUUUAAGAACUCACUGCACCUGAUCAAGAAGUGCAACAAGCCCGAUCGAAAAGAGUUUGCCCGUAUUGCCGGCGCCACGUCCGUGGGUUUCCUUAUGAUGGGCUUUAUCGGAUUUUUCGUGAAACUUGUGCAUAUUCCCAUCAACAAUAUUCUUGUGGGUGGUGGCGCCUAG